Molecule: messenger RNA, 976 nt
Organism: Manduca sexta (tobacco hornworm)
Lineage: Eukaryota; Metazoa; Arthropoda; Insecta; Lepidoptera; Sphingidae
Exons: 5
Coding region: 222-857 (211 amino acids)
Source: RefSeq, a predicted model, not a curated record
CUAUUAAUACUGGCGCAUUAUGAUACUGACAUUUAUAUUGUCACAAUUUUUAAAGCAAUUUAGUUCGACAUUUCCGUAUUUAAAGUUUCCAAUUUCCAUCCUACUACAACAAUGUGACUAAUUCCGUAAAUGUAUACAAAAGGCAACACGUGUAAUAAUACUCUUAUAAACAUUGAACCUACUCGCAUAUCAUGAGGAUAAAUUAGCAAAAGUUAUGCAGUAUGGACAGCGAAAGUGUGACCCUGUUGAACCAACUUUGUACACACCAUGAGAUGCAUCCCAAAACAAGGCUAAGUGACGUCGGCAGUGAGAGCAGCGAACGUGUUCGCAUGAAACUCCGUGCUCUUCUGGUAGCUCUGCUCGGAGUAUCCAUGUCUGCGUGCGCCUUCGCCUCACAGCCGGUCGAACUAGAACUAGACGAUGAUGAUGUUGCGCAAAAACUUAAUAACGUCAGUUUUGCUAGAAGAAUAACGAAACCUACGAUACGCCUGGUCAUGGGUUAUGGAAAGCUUAGCGCCUUCAUAACAGCUGCUACUUCACUGUUGCUUCUCAUAGCUGUCAUGUCAAAGCAGUCUUGGUGGCGAAGGGGUGCGCGUUGGUUGGCGGCGCCGGCGUUGUUAGUGGCGGCCCUAGAGGCAGCUUCGGACGCAAGCGACGCGAUGCUCGCAGCGGCAUUGCGCGGCUCCGCGGAACCGGCCCAGGUCAUCGUGCAAACACUAGUCGCGGGACUGCUGGUCACUAUCGAGAUUCUUGUUUGGUACUUUAUAGCAAAAUUUUUCGAAUAUAAUCCACCGAAUAUUGAGGAAAGAGAAAAGGAAAUUUUACCAAUAUCGCAUCUGCCACAGAAUAUUAUGUAAUAUGCAAUUGUUGAUUUGUACUAAAUUCAUUAUAUAAAAUACCUACUUAACAAUACCGUUCAGCUUUUUAUCUGAAAAUAAUAGUGAUUAUAUUGAUGAAUAUACGGUCUUUAUUCAUA